CCAAAAUAGUGUGCCCGGGGAGCAGGAUGGGGGAUUUCGCAGCCCCCGCUGCUGCCGCGAAUGGCAGUAGUAUUUGCAUCAACAGUAGCCUGAACAGCAGCCUCGGCGGGGCCGGGAUCGGUGUGAAUAAUACUCCCAAUAGUACUCCCGCUGCUCCGAGUAGCAAUCACCCCGCUGCCGGCUGCGGCGGCGGCGGCGGCUCCGGGGGCCCCGGCGGCGGAUCGGCGGCCGUCCCCAAGCACAGCACGGUGGUGGAGCGGCUCCGCCAGCGCAUCGAGGGCUGCCGGCGGCACCACGUCAACUGCGAGAACAGGUACCAGCAGGCUCAGGUGGAGCAGCUGGAGCUGGAGCGCCGGGACACCGUGAGUCUUUACCAGCGGACCCUGGAGCAGAGGGCCAAGAAAUCGGGCGCCGGCACCGGCAAGCAACAGCACCAGAGCAAACCCCAGCAAGAUGCGGAGGCUGCCUCGGCAGAGCAGAGGAACCACACGCUGAUCAUGCUCCAAGAGACUGUGAAAAGGAAGUUGGAGGGAGCCCGAUCACCACUUAAUGGAGACCAGCAGAAUGGUGCUUGCGAUGGGAGUUUUUCUCCAACUAGCAAGCGAAUACGAAAGGACAUUCCCACAGGGAUGGAAGCCAUCAACAGUUUACCCAACAAUAUGCCGCUGCCUUCAGCUUCUCCUCUUCACCAACUUGACCUGAAGCCUUCUUUGCCCUUGCAGAAUAGUGGCACUCAUGCUCCCGGGCUUCUGGAAGAUCUGAGUAAGAAUGGGAGACUCCCAGAGCUUAAACUUCCCGUGAAUGGUUGCAGUGACCUGGAGGAGAGCUUUACCAUCUUGCAGAGCAAGGACCUCAAACAAGAACCACUAGAUGACCCUACUUGCAUAGACACAUCAGAAACAUCUCUUUCGAAUCAGAACAAGCUGUUCUCAGACAUUAACCUGAAUGAUCAGGAGUGGCAAGAAUUAAUAGAUGAACUGGCCAACACGGUUCCUGAAGAUGACAUACAGGACCUGUUCAACGAAGACUUUGAAGAGAAGAAGGAGCCAGAAUUCUCGCAGCCGGCCACGGAGACCCCCCUCUCCCAGGAGAGCGCCAGCGUGAAGAGCGAUCCGUCUCACUCUCCUUUUGCACACGUCUCCAUGGGCUCUCCCCAGGCCAGGCCUUCUUCUUCUGGCCCUCCCUUUUCUACUGUCUCCACGGCCACCAGCUUACCAUCUGUGGCCAGCACUCCCGCGGCCCCCAACCCCGCCAGCUCCCCAGCGAACUGUGCCGUCCAGUCCCCUCAAACCCCAAACCAAGCCCACACUCCAGGCCAGGCUCCACCUCGACCUGGAAACGGUUAUCUUCUUAAUCCGGCAGCGGCCGCCGCGGUGGCCGGUUCAGGGUCGGGCCCCGGGGCCGUGCCCAGCACCGACCUGUCGCCGGCGGAGCAGCUCAAGCAGAUGGCGGCACAGCAACAGCAAAGGGCCAAACUCAUGCAGCAGAAGCAGCAGCAACAGCAGCAGCAGCAGCAACACUCAAAUCAGACUUCAAGUUGGUCCCCUUUAGGGCCUCCCUCCAGUCCCUACGGAGCAGCUUUCACCGCGGAAAAACCAAAUAGCCCAAUGAUGUACCCCCAAGCCUUUAACAACCAAAAUCCUGUGGUGCCUCCAAUGGCCAACAACCUGCAGAAGACGACCCUGAAUAACUACCUCCCUCAGAAUCACAUGAAUAUGAUCAAUCAGCAGCCAAAUAACUUGGGUACAAACUCCUUAAACAAACAGCACAGUAUUCUUACUUAUGGCAACACGAAGCCUCUGACCCAUUUUAAUGCAGACUUGAGUCAGAGGAUGACGCCCCCGAUGGCCAAUCCCAGCAAAAACCCCCUGAUGCCCUACAUCCAGCAGCAGCCACCGCAGCCCCAGCCCCAGCAGCAGCCCCCACCGCAGCUCCAGGCUCCCAGGGCACACCUGAGUGAGGACCAGAAACGCAUGCUUCUCAUCAAGCAGAAGGGAGUGAUGAAUCAGCCCAUGGCUUACCCGGCACUUCCAUCCCACGGUCAGGAGCAGCACCCGGUCGGGCUUCCGCGGACCACGGGUCCCAUGCAGCCCUCCGUGCCCCCAGGCUCAGGCGGCGUAGUCUCCGGAGCUGGUCCCGCGGGGCCCGGCUUCCUGGGCAGCCCGCCCCAGGCGGCCCUCAUGAAGCAGAUGCUCAUGGAUCCGCGGGCCCAGCUGAUGGAGCAGCAGAAGCAGCAGUUCCUGCGGGAGCAGAGGCAGCAGCAGCAGCAGCAGCAGAUCCUGGCCGAGCAGCAGCUGCAGCAGCCACACCUACCCCGGCAGCACCUCCAGCAGCAGCGGAAUCCGUACCCAGUGCAGCAAGUCACCCAGUUUCAAGGGUCUCCCCAGGAUAUAGCAGCCGUGAGAAGCCAGGCAGCCCUCCAGAGCAUGCGAACGUCACGGUUAAUGGCACAGAACGCAAGCAUGAUGGGCAUGGGACCUUCCCAGAACGCAGGGACAAUGGCCGCAGCAGCAGCCCAGUCGGAGAUGGGACUGGCCCCUUAUAGCACCACCCCUACCAGCCAACCGGGAAUGUACAAUAUGAGCACAGGAAUGACCCAAAUGUUGCAGCACCCAAACCAAAGUGGCAUGAGUAUCACACACAGCCAAGCCCAGGGCCCGAGGCAGCCCGCCUCCGGGCAGGGGGUGGGGAUGGUGAGUGGUUUUGGUCCGAGCAUGCUGGUGAACUCGGCCAUUACCCAGCAGCACCAGCAGAUGAAGGGGCCGGGAGGCCAGGCCCUGCCCAGGCCCCAGGGCGCACCGAGGCUGCAGAGCAUCAUGGGCACCGUCCAGCAGGGAACACAGGGCUGGCAGCAGAGGAGCUUACAGGGGAUGCCUGGGAGGACUCGUGGAGAAUUAGCAUCCUUCAACAAUGGCGCCAGCUACCCACUGCAAGCUGGCCAGCCCAGGCUGACCAAGCAACACUUCCCACAGGGACUGAGCCAGGUGGUGGAUGCGAACCCUGGCGCGGUGAGAGCCCUCAACCCAGCUGCCGUGGGGCGGCAGAUGAUGCCGCCUCUCCCGGGGCAGCAGGGCACCAGCCAGGCCCGGCCCAUGGUCAUGUCCGGCCUGAGCCAGGGUGUUCCCGGCAUGCCAGCAUUCAGCCAGCCCCCAGCACAGCCGCAGAUGUCCAGUGGCAGCUUUGCCUCGAGCAGCCAGAGCCAGGGCUAUGAGCGGAACCCCCCUCAGGACAUGUCAUACAAUUACAGUGGCGACGCGGCUGGGGCGUCCUUCCCUGGCCUCUCGGACAGUGCUGACCUCGUGGACUCCAUCAUCAAAGGUGGGCCAGGGGACGAGUGGAUGCAGGAGCUUGACGAAUUGUUUGGAAACCCCUAGUCAGGAGGGGCCUCGGCAGCCACGACUCUAGUGGUUAAAGCGUCACCCGUGAAAAAAGAAACAGGAUGUUGCCUCAUCCUUGUUUUUUUGUUUUUUUGACCCACGUAAUCUGAGCAAAACUGCAGCCGGCUGACAGUGGAAGAUCCAGGUGCCAAGCCACAGCCCCGCAGGGCCUCAUUUCACCUGAUUUUCACGCAGCAAUCAAGACAGACGCCCUGUGGAUCCUGCUGCGAGAGAGGGAGACACACCAGAGGCAGGUGGGGAAGAUGACUCCGUAGCCCUCUGCUUGGCCCUCCCUGGGAUCACCCGGCCCGGCAAGAGCCGCUCCGGCCAAGACGGACUGCUGCCCGACGUGAGGCAGCCGUCAGCCCCUCCUGGCCCUGGCCCGGAGUCUGCAGCUUUGGAGACACAAAGGAGAGAGAGCCUGGGACUGAGAGUCCCACGGAGGCUGCUGGGUGGUUGCACAGACACGUCAGAAACGCGCUGAACUCCAACUGCAAAGAGAUGUCAGGCUUCAAGACAUGCUACUGGGUUUGGAGGGUAGGCGUGAAGAACAGUGAGAUGUCACAGGAAGACACAGGACCCUACAGGCCUGUCUCCUGCCCGUGAUGACCCUCAGGAAUGUUCGAGCUGUAGCCUCACAGGGUAAACUUGGAGAAGGGCCCUGGGCAGUCCUGGGCGAGCAGCCCUCUGCUGCUGGCCGUGGCGGCCAUCACUCCAGAGAGUUGGGCUGGAGCCUCCUGGGGGCCCAGUACGACCGCAUACAGCUUGGCAGUUCCCAUCUACUCCCGGAGGCCAAGGAUGGGGAGGCCCAGGCUGGACGUUGUGUGUCUGCCCGCGCGGCCUCCUUCCUCCCCGCUCCCUGCCCUCGUUCCCCCUCGCCUCCGCCCUGGCCUGCCCUUGCUGCUCCUUGCAGAGUAACCAAGAAGAAAUGAAGCUUUUGUCUUUAGGGAGCCUGGUCAGAGGCAAAAUAAACUGCAAGGAGAACUUAGACAAUGCCUGAAACGCAAAGGCAACACUGGAGUUUUCUUUCUCUGCCUGGAACUGAGCAGGCCACUGCUGCUCAGUGGGGGGUCUACAGGAGCCACAUCUAAUGCUUCUGGGACACCAGCGAGGACUGGCCUGGGUGUCGCCAGCUCUGGCUCCCUUUGGGAAAAUCCCAGGGGUGAUGCUCUAAGGUUGGCCUGGCCCUUCAACCCUACUCACAAGAAAGACAAAUCUCUAACCCUGAAGGCUGAGGAACUGAAAAAUCAAUUGCUCCACGUCACACGUUUUGAUGAUGAAAAGGAGGAAGGUAUGGUUCCUUUCUGUGGGCAGAGUGAUCCACUCCUGAAGUGCUGUACAGUCGUUCUCCUUGUAAUUCACUCAAAGCUGCCCUAACUGAAGUCUGUCGGAAGGGAGCCACAGCCUCUCCUGUCUUAAGGCUGGUCUCAUCCGUCGUUGUCUCCCCUCUCACUGUCCUGUUUGGGAAGCCACGUGGCGUGACCAUUGUCCUAAAUAGGAGUGGUGUGAGCUUUUCUCCUGCCACCCCCUCCCUCUGAGUCCAAAAGGCAGGCUCCCUCCUGCACACUCACACGUAACCCACCACACCAGAGCCCCGGCCCAGCCACGGGAGCCGGACGGGCUGCACUGGGGGCAGGUCCUGGAAAGGAAGGGGGUUCGAUUGAGGAACUGAGGCAGAGAGUGCAGACAGGCAGCAGGCAGGCAAACACUGCCCUUGACGUGCUCGCCAAGUACCAAGGGUAUAGCUGCACUCAGCCAGGGGCAGGAUGGAGACCAGAGGGGGCCAGGUGGGUCAUCCCUGGGAAGAGGCGGUGGCAGGCUGACCGUGAACUGCCUGGUGGGGAGGGACACUGCCAGGGAAGCUCUUGAGUGGAAACAGAUGAAAACCAAAAACAAAGAAAGCAAACAAACGAGGAGACACGGAAUAUAUAAUUACCUUUUUCUGAGAGGUACAGGAAAUAAAUAUAUAAGCAAUGAUGAGAAACUGGAGGUGGCUGAUGGAGGCGGAGAGGGGCUCCAUUCUCUUUUCAAAGCUUCCUCCAAAUACUCAGUACUGGGACCAACUACAUAGAGAGGUAGAUUUUAAUAAGGUGGUUUUGUUUUGUUUUUGUUUUUACUACGGUGCUGAUGUAUAUGUAAUGUCUAAAAAAAAAAGUUAUUUGUAAAUAAGUUUUUACAAUACUACAGAUAUCACUGGGUCUACUAUCUGUAAAAAAUAUACAUAUAAAUAUAUAUAUAUACUGUUUGUUUAAAAUAGAGUAUUUUUAUUUCAUUCCUUAAUUCAUCACCCCAGCAGUGGUAUUGCACUUCAGAUGACAUCGAAUUACUAAUUUGUACUGUAUGACCUAUGGCAACUUCCUCCAUUUUAUUCAGAUUUUUCUAGUUUUCUGUUUUUACUUUGUACACUGAACAUUGCUUAUUUCCUUUUAAGAAAUGUACAGAACUCUGAAAUGUAGAAAUGAAGUGAUGUUGACAUACCACUUUUAAAGAAAAAAAACAAAUAAAGAUCAU
This is a messenger RNA of Hippopotamus amphibius kiboko, 5888 nucleotides long. RefSeq names its product mastermind like transcriptional coactivator 3 (gene MAML3). The record is from RefSeq and is a predicted model, not a curated record. Gene Ontology annotation, molecular function: transcription coactivator activity. Bases 27 to 3374 code for a protein of 1115 amino acids. Gene Ontology annotation, cellular component: nucleoplasm; nuclear speck. The transcript is spliced from 5 exons. Gene Ontology annotation, biological process: positive regulation of transcription of Notch receptor target; Notch signaling pathway. NCBI's taxonomy places the organism in Eukaryota, Metazoa, Chordata, Mammalia, Artiodactyla, Hippopotamidae.